CCCUAUUGCAACCUCCCUACACAAGCACAGAGCUCUUCAACAUGGUUCGGCACAAGAAAGACAACUUCUCCUCCAGAGGGAAGAAAUACAACAAUGCGCCGCGAGCCAGAGGCCCACGAAACGACGACGAAGAUGGAGAUCACCCCGCAUCUCGCCCCUCCUUUAAGGCAGCAUGCUGGGAUUUGGGCCACUGCGACCCAAAGCGAUGUUCAGGGAAGAAGCUAAUGAAACUUGGACUUAUGCGGGAGCUUCACGUUGGACAGAAACACUCGGGCGUCAUCAUCAGCCCGAAUGCAAAACAAACAAUUUCUCCUGCGGAUCGAGAGCUGAUGGAGCAAUAUGGAGCUGCGGUGGUGGAGUGUUCGUGGGCUAGGGUGAAGGAAGUUCCGUGGCCGAAGAUUGGCGGGAAGUGUGAGAGACUAUUGCCGUAUCUGGUUGCUGCGAAUAGUGUCAAUUAUGGGAAGCCGUGGCGACUAAACUGCGUGGAAGCAUUGGGAGCGGCGUUCUACAUCUGCGGACAUCCAGAAUGGGCCGAGGAGGUACUGUCACAUUUCUCAUAUGGAGAGGCAUUCUUGGAGAUCAAUUCGUCAAUCUUAAAGAGAUACGCGGCGUGCAAGGAUGAAGAGGAUAUCAAGAAGACAGAGGAGGCUUGGAUGGCCAGAUUGGAGAGGGAAUACUCGGACAGCAGAGCGGAUGGUGAGAACGGACCUGAGACGGAUAUGUGGAAAGGUGGAAAUUCGAAUCACCGAGCGGCGGUCAGUUCAGACGAGGAAGACGAAGACGAAGAUCGUAAAGGGGAGGGAAGUGGGGAUGAGAUGGGCGGAAUGUACCUGGGCACGAAACCACCAAAGCCAGCUGAAGAGGAACCAGAGGAAGAUAAGGAUCCGUUUGAUAUCUCUGACGACGAAGAUGAUGAGGAAGAAAUGGCCGAAUUACGACGAAGAGUCCUCGCCUCGAAGCCCUUCUCGAACCCAACAGCGUUCGAAGAGAAGAAACCCCCGGAAAAAGUGUCUCGGCCGGUGCCACUGAAGGAAGAUUCAGAUGUCGAGGCAGACUCGGACAAUGGAGAUGAUGACGAGUUUGAUAAUAUCAUCAAUGCUACUCCAGUCACCGACAGAAUAGGCAUUCAAGCGAAGCAGAAAGCAAAGGCAGAGCCUCUUGCCAGCGCAGUAUUCUCCAGAGCAGUUGUUGGGGCGCCUAAAAAGUGGUAGCAUGGCAACUUAAUAAGCAAACACACUUCCCAAACCCUCAAGAUUCACAAGCUAUACGACUUCAAAUGUUUCUUCUCUGGUUGCUCCCAAGUUGAGAUGUCAAUCUUCAUGAACCGUAACUUAGAAAAGUGACGGUCCGUACACACCGCCCAUAUCCGUUGGUCAUGUUCUUAUCCCCAGAUUUCAUCAGGGUAGUCCGUGUGGUGUCAGAAGUCAAGACUUCCUGACCACAACCUUCACUCCACCCCCGCAUUAUUAAAGAGCUCCUUCACCUUGGCAGGAUACAGCCACUCGAGGCCCGAUUUACGUCGUUCAAUCAAGUCUACUUCCCUAACAUCCCGCGGAAUAAUUUCACCCCAGCGUGGCCGGUCCCC
Hyaloscypha bicolor E is the source of this 1585-nucleotide messenger RNA. Its product is annotated as DUF367-domain-containing protein. Gene Ontology annotation, biological process: maturation of SSU-rRNA. The record is from RefSeq and is a predicted model, not a curated record. Gene Ontology annotation, molecular function: rRNA small subunit aminocarboxypropyltransferase activity. The coding region runs from base 42 to 1211 and encodes 389 amino acids. The transcript has a single exon. NCBI's taxonomy places the organism in Eukaryota, Fungi, Ascomycota, Leotiomycetes, Helotiales, Hyaloscyphaceae.